AAAAAGAAGUGCAUAAGUUGUGUGGUAAAGAGGUUCAUUGUUUGAGGGAUAAGAUUGCAGUUUCUUGUUAGACAGUAAACAAUGGCAUCUGCAUCAGCAUCUCUCUUCAAGUCAUCAAUUGUUCUUGACAAGUCUGAAUGGGUGAAGGGCCAAACCCUCCGUCAAUCUUCGGUGGCCGCUGUACGAUGCAACCCCGCCGCUCCAUCAAGUCUCACUAUCAGAGCUGGUUCCUAUGCCAAUGAGCUCGUUAAGACCGCGAAAACAAUUGCUUCACCAGGACGUGGUAUUUUGGCCAUGGAUGAGUCCAAUGCUACUUGUGGGAAAAGUUUGGCUUCAAUUGGGCUAGAGAACACCGAAGUUAACCGCCCAGCAUGGCGUACUCUUCUGGUGACAGUUCCAUCUCUUGGAGAGUACAUCUCUGGUGCCAUUCUCUUUGAGGAGACUCUCUACCAAUCCACAACAGAUGGAAGGAAGAUUGUGGAUGUACUUAUUGAGUAAAACAUUGUUCCUGAUAUUAAAGUUGACAAGGGUUUGGUGCCCCUUGCUGGUUCCAAUGAUGAAUGGUGCCAAGGUCUAGACGGUCUUGCCUCUCGUUCAGCUGCAUACUACCAGCAAGAUGCUCAUUUCGCCAAAUGGCGUACUGUUUUGAGCAUCCCCAAUGGUCCCUCUGCUCUUGCAGUCAAGGAAGCAGCCUGGGGUCUGGCUCGCUACGCUGCAAUUAGUCAGGACAACGGAUUGGUCCCAAUUGUGGAACCAGAGAUCUUGCUUGAUGGAGAACAUAGUAUUGACAGAACUUUUGAAGUAGCACAAAAGGUUUGGGCUGAGGUUUUCUUCUACCUUGCUGAGAACAAUGUCCAAUUUGAGGGCAUUCUCCUCAAGCCUAGCAUGGUUACCCCAGGAGCUGAGUCCAAGGACAAGGUCUCUUCUGCAACAGUUGCUGACUAUAUCCUCAAGCUCCUUCACAGGAGAAUCCCCCCAGCCGUCCCUGGUAUCAUGUUUUUGUCUGGUGGACAAUCUGAGGUUGAAGCAACGCUCAACUUGAAUGCCAUGAACCAAUCUCCAAACCCAUGGCACGUGUCAUUCUCAUAUGCAAGAGCUCUCCAGAACACCGCAUUGAAGACAUGGGGAGGCCGCAUAGAGAACGUUCAGGCAGCACAAGAAGCACUCCUUUUCCGUGCUAAGUCCAACUCACUUGCUCAACUUGGAAAGUACACUGGUGAGGGUGAAUCUGAGGAAGCCAAGAAGGAAUUGUUUGUCAAAGGAUACUCUUAUUAAGAUGUCAGAAAUCAUACAUGCAUGUUAGUAAACAGCACCAACAAUUAAUGACGGAGAAUGCAAGACAAGUUUGUCAAAAUUGUGUAAUGUUUUAUAGUCUUGGAGACUAUUUUUGUUUGUGGUUAUAUGCAACUUUACAACUUAAUAAUAUCUCUUGGUAUGAGUAGUUGUCGUGUACUUGAAUGUGUCUCAACAUAAACCAAAAUGAUUUCUUUUUAACA
Medicago truncatula (barrel medic) is the source of this 1496-nucleotide messenger RNA. Its product is annotated as fructose-bisphosphate aldolase 1, chloroplastic. The record is from RefSeq and is a predicted model, not a curated record. Gene Ontology annotation, biological process: glycolytic process. Gene Ontology annotation, molecular function: fructose-bisphosphate aldolase activity. Lineage: Eukaryota; Viridiplantae; Streptophyta; Magnoliopsida; Fabales; Fabaceae.